AUGGGGCAAGCCCAGCGCCCGGAGGGGGAGCCGGCGCCGCUCCUGGGGAGCGCCGUGCAGCCGGCCCUGCUGCUCUCGUGCGCGCUGCUGCUGCUGCGGCUGCGGCCGCGGAGGGGCGCGGGGGCCCCCCCGGGCCGGGCCCCCCCCGGGCCGCCCGGCUGGCCGCUGCUGGGCAACGUGGCGCAGCUGGGCCGCCUGCCCCACCUCACCUUCUGCGAGCUGGCGCGGCGCUACGGGGCCGUGUUCCAGCUGCGCCUGGGGCUGCGCGCCGUGGUGGUGCUGAACGGCGAGGCGGCCAUCCGGCAGGCGCUGGUGCAGCGGGGCGCGCUCUUCGCCGGCCGGCCCGACUUCCCCUCCUUCCGCCUGGUGUCCGGCGGCCGCAGCCUGGCCUUCGGGCGCUACUCGGAGCGCUGGCGGGCGCAGCGGCGGGCGGCGGCGGCCACGCUGCGCGCCUUCUGCACGGCCGGCGCGCCCGGGCUGCGCCUCUUCGAGCGGCACGUGGCGGCCGAGGCGCAGGAGCUGGUGGACGGGCUGGUGGCGCUGGGCGGCGGGGGCGGCUACGGGGACCCGGCGCCGCUGCUGACGGUGGCCAACGCCAACGUGAUGUGCGCGCUGUGCUUCGGGCGGCGCUACCCGCACGGCGACGGCGAGUUCCGGGCGCUGCUGGGGCGCAACGACCGCUUCGGGCAGACGGUGGCGGCGGGCAGCCUGGUGGACGUGCUGCCCUGGCUGCAGGCCUUCCCCAACCCGGUGCGCCGCGUCUUCCGCGACUUCCAGGCGCUCAACCGCGAGCUGCACGACUUCGUGCGCGCCCAGGUGGCGCCGCACCGGCGCACCUUCCGCCCGGGCGCCGCGCCGCGCCACAUCAGCGACGCCGUGCUGGAGCGGCUGGAGCACGGGCCCGAGGCCCGGCGGCGGGGCCUGGCCGGCGACUGCGUGGAGGGCACCCUCACCGACCUCUUCGGCGCCGGCCAGGACACCACCUCCACCGCCCUGGCCUGGGUGCUGCUCCUCCUGCUCAAGCACCCGGCCCUCCGGCGCCAGCUGCAGGGCGACCUGGACCGCGUGGUGGGCCGCGCCCGCCUGCCCGCCGCCGCCGACCGCGCCGCCCUGCCCCGCCUGGAGGCCUUCCUCUACGAGGCGCUGCGCUACAGCAGCUUCGUGCCCCUCACCAUCCCGCACGCCACCACCGCCGACGUGCUCCUGGGCGGCUUCCGCAUCCCCAAGGACACGGUGGUCUUCGUCAACCAGUGGUCCGUCAACCACGACCCGCUGCGCUGGAAGGACCCGCACGUCUUCGACCCGGCGCGCUUCCUGGACGCCGGCCAGCAGGCCCUCGACCGCGACCUCGCCUGCCGCGUCCUGCUCUUCUCCCUGGGCCAGCGGCGCUGCAUCGGCGACCAGCUCGCCAAGCUGCAGCUCUUCCUCUUCACCGCCAUCCUCUUGCACCAGUGCGACCUGCAGGCCAACCCCGCCGAGCGCCUCACCAUGGACUGCGAGCACGGGCUGGCCCUCAAGCCCCUGCCCUACACCUUGGCCGCCACAAGGCGAGGCCCCCGCCCACACCCCCAGGGGGAGCGGCCCGCAGGAGUCGCCGGCGCUUCCUCCUAG
This is a messenger RNA of Euleptes europaea (tarantolino), 1611 nucleotides long. RefSeq names its product cytochrome P450 1B1-like. Gene Ontology annotation, molecular function: steroid 17-alpha-monooxygenase activity; iron ion binding; heme binding. The transcript has a single exon. The record is from RefSeq and is a predicted model, not a curated record. NCBI's taxonomy places the organism in Eukaryota, Metazoa, Chordata, Lepidosauria, Squamata, Sphaerodactylidae. Gene Ontology annotation, biological process: hormone biosynthetic process; progesterone metabolic process. Bases 1 to 1611 code for a protein of 536 amino acids.